AUGCCUGGAUUUUCUACAGAAGAUUUUGGCGCACCGCUGAACAAUACAAGAUUCAACAAGAAGAACAAGAAACAACAGUCAAUGGACGCUCACGAGACCCUCGGUGAGAAGAACACGGAGAAAAUGAAACAGACCAAGCACCACAGCAAGAGGAGGAGCUUGGAAAACCUCCAAGACUGCACCGGUCAUAAGAAAACAAACACUGAAGGGGUUAUGGAACCCAAAAAGCAGAGGAAUAACUUAAAAACCAAGACGCGGAUGAGGAUGGAAUAUUUGUAUCCGAUUAUAGACCCCAACAAGAAGAGGAAGAAGCAGGACAUGGAGGGCGAUGAAAACCAGAACAAGAAGACCAAGAAAGACACGGAGGACCACGAGAAGCAGUACAAGAACACGAAGAAGGACACAGACGACCACGAGAAGCAGGACAGGAAGACGAAGAGGGGCACAGAGGACCACAAGAACCAAGACAAGAAGAGGAAGAAGGACACGAAGGAUCACGAGAAGCAGGAAGAGAAAAGCAAGGACAAGGAAGAUCACGAGAACCAACACAAAAACACCAAGGGAGAAGGCAGGAAAAACCGAAGGAAAGGGUGGAAUAUGGAGUGCUGUAAACGGAUUAAGGACUGCAUCAAGAAAUGGAACAAGAAGGAUAAUGAAGACUACGAGGAACAGGCCAAAAAGAGCAGCACGGAGAAACGUGAGAGCCAGGCCAAGAAGAGGAAAGGUAAGAGUAUUGAAGACCAUGAUAGCCAGGCCAAGAAGAGAAAGGGGCAGGGCAAAGAGGACCAUGACACCCAGGUCACGAAGAAGUUGCACGACAAGGAGGAACAUGACAGUCAGGCCAAGAAAAGAAAGAGGCAGGACAAGGAGGAAGAUGACACCCAGGCCAAGAAAGUGAAGAGGCAGGAAAAGGAGAAACUUGACACACAGGCCAAGAAAAGGAAGAGGCAGGACAAGGAGGAACAUGAUACCCAGGCGAAAAAGGGGAAGAGAGAAGAGAAAGAGCCAAAGAAGAGGAGGCCGCUGGAGAAUUAUAAGCGUAUCCUUGAUCACCUCAGGAAGAGGGGAGGGCGGGACAGCAGCAACGUGCUGAAGCUGAAGGUGGAGGCCGAAAGAGUCAAAAAGAAGAGGACCAGCAUCAUGUUCCUGUCACUGGCUAAGAGAGCGGGCCUCCUCACGGGCCGCGAGAAGACAGAAAAAAUACUCUUCUCUACCUGGAAUGGCAUCCUGUUGCUGGACGUGAUCAUGCUCGACGAGGUACUGUUGGUGCUGAAGGACGGCCUUGCGGUCAAUACGCCCAUGUUGGUGUUUCCAAAGGAGGCGGAGAUCACCUCUCGCAACGACGUGAUAGUGCUGUCCAUGAGCCGCCUGCAGGAGGCUGAGAUGCGGCAGGACUUCCAUCACGACGGUAGCAGCACCCUGUUCCUGCGUCACCCGGAACGUCUGCGGCGGAGACCUCAGCCAGGGCGCGAAGGGAAAGUGUUCGCGUUUGCCGCACAAGCACAAGGCGUCGAGGAGCCGCUGAUGGUGCUGCUGGACACAUGCUCUACUAUACCAUUCUCUAUCACCAAGAUCGGCCGGUACAACGUGCGGUGCAGGACAGGAAGCGAGACUGCGCUGCCGACACGAGUCAUUCUGCAGUUUGGCAGCGGCACACUCACAGUGCAGAUGAACACCAACCAGGGGGUUAGCGACUUCGACUUUGUGUUUGGACGACCGCUGCUCUGUAAAUUACGAGCAGCAAUAGAUUAUGUUGACUCGACCAUGACGCUGAAGCUCAACAGAAAACAAUUCUGCCUCGACAUCUUCCCUCACUGA
Molecule: messenger RNA, 1818 nt
Organism: Scylla paramamosain (green mud crab)
Lineage: Eukaryota; Metazoa; Arthropoda; Malacostraca; Decapoda; Portunidae
Product: RNA-binding protein 25-like
Exons: 2
Coding region: 1-1818 (605 amino acids)
Source: RefSeq, a predicted model, not a curated record